AUGCAACACCCUCCAGUCCAAGGAUGCCUUGUCUCCUUCCCUACCCCAGAGAUCCUGCUUCUCACUCUCAACAGGCCCGAGAAGCGGAACUCCAUACCGCUGGCCAUGAGCGCGGACAUCAUACAGCUAUGGAAAUGGUUUGACGAAGAACCGACACUACGAGUCGCAAUCAUCACCGGCACAGGCGAGUCGUUUUGCUCUGGAGCCGAUCUGAAAGAAUGGAAUGAGCUCAACGCCCGCGGUACCGUCAACAAAAUGACCGCCCCGGGCCUCGCAGGACUUCCCCGGCGCCGAAGCACGAAACCCAUCAUCGCCGCCGUGAACGGCUUCUGUCUCGGCGGCGGCUUUGAGAUGGCCGUGAACUGCGACAUCGUGAUCGCGAGCGAAAAGGCCUCCUUCGGACUGCCCGAGGUGCAGCGCGGGAUUGCAGCCGUUGCAGGCGCUCUGCCUCGGCUGGUACGAUUGCUCGGCAAGCAGCGCGCCGCCGAGAUAGCACUGACUGGUUUGCCGUUCCCUGCGUCGCAGCUCGAACGUUGGGGGUUGGUCAACCGGGUGGUGGAGCACGAGCGGCUGCUAGCCAGUGCGGUGGAAACGGCGACCGCGAUUGCAAGGAACAGCCCGGAUAGCUUGAGGGUUACCUUGGAGGGACUGCAUUACGGGUGGGAGAGAGCUAGUGUAGAAGAGGGCAGCCAGGCGCUGGUUGAUGAGUGGUAUCCCAAGCUGAUGGCUGGGGAGAACUUCCAAGAGGGCGUCAGGGCGUUUGUCGAGAAGAGAAAGCCAGUAUGGAGGGCGAGUAAUUUGUAG
Aspergillus mulundensis is the source of this 804-nucleotide messenger RNA. RefSeq names its product enoyl-CoA hydratase/isomerase family protein (gene sidH). The record is from RefSeq and is a predicted model, not a curated record. Gene Ontology annotation, biological process: fatty acid beta-oxidation. Lineage: Eukaryota; Fungi; Ascomycota; Eurotiomycetes; Eurotiales; Aspergillaceae. The transcript has 2 exons. The coding region runs from base 1 to 804 and encodes 267 amino acids. Gene Ontology annotation, cellular component: mitochondrion. Gene Ontology annotation, molecular function: enoyl-CoA hydratase activity.